Lethenteron reissneri (Far Eastern brook lamprey) is the source of this 2232-nucleotide messenger RNA. RefSeq names its product pro-adrenomedullin-like. NCBI's taxonomy places the organism in Eukaryota, Metazoa, Chordata, Hyperoartia, Petromyzontiformes, Petromyzontidae. Gene Ontology annotation, molecular function: hormone activity. Gene Ontology annotation, biological process: regulation of systemic arterial blood pressure; adenylate cyclase-activating G protein-coupled receptor signaling pathway; positive regulation of heart rate. Gene Ontology annotation, cellular component: extracellular region. The record is from RefSeq and is a predicted model, not a curated record.
GUCUGCAAGCGUUUUUUUUCGUUUUUUGUGUGUGUGUGCGUGUGCCCUGGCCUCGCUACCAAUCAUACGAGAGCGGUAACCCUGCACCCCCACCCGCUCGCCCGCGCGUACAUAAGCGACGGCGUCCUCAACGGGUGAGGCAGUGCGCAAAAAAAAGUGCCCGGGACCCCAUCGGAGCUUUGAGAGCGCGAGUCUGCGUGCGCUUUUAAGACGCGCGGUAGCAGCGUCUGUAUCUCGAGGUGUGUCGAGAGAGAGAAAGAGAAGAGCAGCGAGCAAGCGUGCGACGCAACAAUCAGCGCACCAUCGGAGGGUGUUUCUUUGGACUCUAUAUAAACAUCGUCGGGUUCUCGUCCCUUGCUCCACGCCGAAUCGGUAAGAAGAUCUUACGCGAUGAAGCCGUCCUACGCGUGCCCGUGGAUGGGUCUCCUGCUCACCACAGCCUGCCACCUCGUGCUCACGGCCACGAUCCGCACGGACAAACUCGCCGAGCUCAAACGGCUAAAUGCGCACGGGGUGGCCAGACUAAAGCGCGACCUUGAGACGCUCACCCUAUCGAGGCACGUGCGCGCCAGUGCGGAACUGAGCGUUGCCGGUCACCUGUACGUCCGCCUGGAGGAAUUAAAAAGCACCUUGCGACACGUGGACAGCAGCAACAGCAAAAGCAACGAGCCACGGACAAGGGCAAAGCGUUACGCCCACGCUCACCACUCAAAGUCGAUGAGAGCCGGCUGCUCGCUGGGCACGUGCCAGGUGGUGAACCUGAGCCACAGGCUGUACCGGCUCCUUGGGAAAAUAGACAAGGACGACGCGGCGGGGAACACCACGUGGAAUCCAAACAGCUUCGGCCGCAGGCGACGAUCCGCCGACCUCUUCCAGCGGCCGAGAAGAUAGCCUCUCCGGGGGAGGGUGCUGGGAAAGGAUGGAUGCUCUUUCAGUGGUGGUGGUGGUGGUGGAGUUGGGUGGCUGGGUUGGUGGGGUGGCUCCCUUAGGAAGGGCUGCAGUCUUUAUACCUUGAAGACGUAUUCGCCGAGUUUACAAGGACGCACAGGCUCCGACCAAGGACUGACUGUGAAGAAAAACAAGAGUCUGUGGCAUUUGCGAGCCGCUGGGGGGGGGGAGGGGGUUGAGGCGGCGCCAGCUCGACACGAUUCCGCGCUCUUGCCGCUCUCGUACACGUGGAGCUCUGGCUGCGGGGAGUGCGGGGGGUGGCGGGGUGGGGGGGGGCAGUCCGUGGAUCGGCGUGUGCGCUCCAUCUGCUGGUCCCUGCAGAAGGCGCCAGGCUCCCCGAGAACGUAGCGUUGUAUCGACGGCGUGAUAAGGAAUGUAGACGCAUCCGUAACCUUGUUGGGUUUCAUUUUUCAUUUCGCAUUUCUUUUUUUGAAAACAAUGGACACCCCCGCCCCCGCCCGCCCGCCCGCCUCGGUUCGGAUAUUGCAACCACUCCCCCGUUCUCACUUACGACAAAGUCCGACGAGGUGCCGCAUCUGGCCGGCGAAAUGCAACGCAGAAGAGACGCUUCGUGGAUGCGGUUUCCCUAUGAAUGGACUGAGCGCUCUCUCUCUCUUUCUCUAACAAAACGUGGUACAGCCCCCCCUUCACUCACGUAUCGUGCCAUGUGCACCCCCCCCCCCCCGCCCCCCUUCGGAGCUGUGUGUACCGCUGGCAGCUUCAGAGAUGCCCACAGGCGCGUGGAGGGAAAUUGGCCUAACACCGUGCCAUUUUCGUAGCAUUUGAUUAUUAUUAUUUUUUUCCCCUUUACUUUAUAUUUUAUAUUAUUAUAUUUCUAGGAGCGAACGUCCGGAGUUGAGAAAGCCAGCCCCCCCGUUGUUCCUCUUCUCCUUAACCUGCCUCCUCGGCCUCGGCGGGAGGUGACACUGAACUGAAAGGGACCUUUUUGGAGAAAAAAACAGUUACUUGAAACGCAGGAAUGUUCGGCACGCUGCAAUCCUGUGCAAUCUAAUGUAGUUUUUAUUGGCGGAGAGGAAUUCCGAGACGCGUGUUUUUGAUGUAACGUGUAAAUUAUACGGGGCCGGUGUGUGUGUGUGUGCGCGCACGGCUCAGCGCGCGCGCUGCUUUUAAUUUAUAAAUGUUUGUCUAUAAAAACAAAACCACUAUUUAAUUUUGAUAUGAUAUCUUGAACAUUCCUUUUUAUCCCUUCCUGUAAAUCCCUUAUAUCGUUAUAAUAUUAUUAUUUACUACUACUGUACAGAUAAAUAAACUUUACAAACCAUA